CAUAGACAAUCACGUCUUCUAGCUUGUCAUGACUAGCUAAGAAGACUGCCUCAGAGUUAAUAUUUGACUAAAGAAAGAAGGACUGGGACUGCCAUUGCUUUGCUUGUGUAUCUUGUGCUAUUGAGUUCUCACAGUUCCAGAGUAUAUUGACACUACACGAGAGGACUCACCAAAACAAUCGGUGCAAUGGAGGUCCUGGUUUUGUUAGAUUUUGAGGGGACGAUGGGGGAUGAGAUAACAAUGCAUGCGGGUGACGUGGUGAAGAACGUGACAGAGUCCAGUGAGAAGGGCUGGCUGGAAGGAGAACUUCGGGGAAAGAGAGGCAUCUUUCCUGAAAACUUUGUCAAGGAGGUGCCUGUUUACUUAAAAGGAGACAGUAAGAGGGAGCCACGAAGCAUAAGACAAUCAAAGACAAUGAAGGAGCAGUGCAGGAAAUGCGAAGUGACUUAUAACUUCACCCCACAACACCAAGAUGAACUUGAGCUAGUUGUCGGGGAGAUCAUAGAGAUCAUCAGAGAGAUUGAAGACGGGUGGUGGAUGGGGAAAAAAGGUGGAAAAAUAGGAGCAUUUCCUUCAAACUUUGUGAAAGAAAUUUUUGUCUGUCCAAAAGAUUUGAAGAGCAGAGCUAAACUCUCUGAGGCCAUCUUCAUGAAAGAGGGAACACAACAACAGAGAGCAAGUAUACGCAAAAAGACAAACAGUAAAGAAUGUUGCCAGGUCAUGUUCGACUACACGGCCAUUUCUGAGGAUGAGCUAGAUCUAAAGAAGGGAGAAAUUGUCACCAUCAUCAACAAGGUCACUGAGGAUGAGGGUUGGUGGGAAGGAGAACUGAACGGGAGAAGGGGCUUUUUCCCUGACAACUUCGCCAUGAUAAUCCCAAUGGAGGAUCUCCAAGAAAAAAGCCAACCACCGCUGAGACGUGGAACAUUAAAGCAUUCAGUAAAUCAAGCUCCUGGAAUGGAUAAAAUCAGCACUGAAGCAAACACAAAGACAGAAUCCAAAGAUGAGAAGUCAGAAGCCAAAGAUCUCAAAAGUGAUAUUCCUGGAAAAAUAAAGCUGCCUAGUCUUUUCAAAACCGCACCACCUCCCAUUAAAGACAAGCCACAAAAGCCUGUAUCCAAGCUAAGUGAUGACCAGCCUCCUGUCUCACCAAAGCCCACGGAUUGUAAGCCCAAAGAUUCAGACCAGUUUGAUGGAGUUGACGUGUCCUCUACUAAACUCAACCAUCCCACAGCCAACAGGGUCAAACCUCCACAGAGGAGACCGCCAACACACACACCUGCAUCCGGUGACACCAACCAAGCAUCAACAGAAACAAACGGAGCCGAUUCAAAGCUUCUAGUUCCUCCCAAGGCCACAGGAAAUAAUUUACCAUCAAACAACAAGGCUUCAGCACCUCAACAUUCCACUCAGACAGACACAAAACCCUCAGAGUUACCAACACUGACGCAGGUUCUAGCUGAACUGAAAGAACUGCGCAUGGAGAUGGAACUGUUCAAAACCCGACAUGAUACAGACAUGAAAGAGCUUAAAGACGAGCUCAAUGAUGAAAGGAGCAAACGGAUGAAAUUACAGGAUGAGGUGCAAGUGCUGAGGAGGCAGAAGUAAUUACAACUCAAUGAAGAUUUCAACUUGAGAUUGUGGUUUUAAUGUGGUGUGUUGCUCUCAAUGGAAUGCUGAAUCAGGAUUUCAUGACAGAGUGUGAGUUAAGACACAAUGCUGACUGACCUGGAGACGCACACAUCAGACCUCACAGCAGUUAAUUAUUCAGCCUUUCUGAAUUAUAUAUAUAUAUAUAUAUAUAUAUAUAUAUAUAUAUAUAUAUAUAUAUAUAAAAUUUAAAAUAGGGCAAACUUCAUUCUAAAGGAUCUCUAAACAGCAAUUAUUGGUUAUACGACAAGAUAAAUGUUCUCUUUCACAGAAUAUUUUUGUGACACCAAGACUUUUAUUUUGUGUGUGUAGAGUUGUGUUGCAUGUUACCAUGUACGCAUAUCAUUAUCUUUUUUGAAAACGUAUGUAAUGCUUUAAGGUUCACUCAACGAACAUUGUGUUGCACAUUAGUUAACAUUAACCGAGUUGAUUUUAAUUAAUAAACUUUUAUUCUCAAAAUGAUAUACACCUUAAUCAAUGCUAUCAUUAUUGAGUGAAAAUAACUAAUAUAAAUAAAACUGUCAUGAACCUGUUUGAGGAUGUUAAGUGACAACAUUAACAAUUGAGGCUAAAAAGCUAGUUAAUGAGCUAAUACAUAUUCUUGUAGACUUGUUCAGUUCAAGCACUAAUUGAUAUUGAAACAAUAUCAAAGCAAUAACAAAUCUCAGUUAAUAAGUUUGUUUACUUGCCUUGUAAUGUUCUUGACAUUACUUAUGGUUUAUCAGAGCUGAGGUUUAUAUUUUGAAAAUGUGAACCAAUGCAUUAAUGAUGUCAGUUAAGCGAACCUUUGAUGUGAAGUAUUUAUAUCAUUUUCUUUACAGUUUUAUAAGGUGGUAGAUGUUACAUCAGUGUAUUUCUCUAUAACAAAUGUGUAUAUAAUUAUAUGACACAGAAUUAUGAGACUAAUUUAAAGGCCAAGAUGCACUUGGCUGAAAAAAAGUUUCUUGCCUUGCUUUAGUUUAAACUGAGUUGUGUUACAGUUGUGACUAUUUAAUUGUGUACACCACAAAAGCUUGCUUAGGUUAAGGAUUAUGCUGCCUGUUGUUACAGAACUGCACUGUUACUUUAGGAUUUUCACUGUGACACUAGAGCUUCAUUAUUAAACUUGUGAGUUUAAGGUGAUGGAAUAAAAGUGGAUGUAUUAAAAUAACUAACGUGACCUGGCAUCAGCCAUGUAAUAUAUUUUAUUAAUUAAACUCAAAUUAUUUGGGUAAUUGGCAUGGUGGAACAGCGGCUAGCAUUGCUACCUCACAUAGACAGAGCUGCUGACUGCAUAGCGGUUUUUUUAGCUUCUUGUAAAUAUUUUUAAGUGCAAAAACUAGCAUGCCAUCACUGGAGUGAAAUUUGACUAGUAUUCCUGUUGUUGUUUUUUACGGUUUUCUGUGGCAAUGGGCCUGACUGCCUUGCUGUUCUCCUUCUGUUCAGCCUUCAUUGUGAGUGUUGCAGUUAAACUUGUGAUUGCAUACAUAUUCAUCUCCACUGGUGUCAAACUCAUAGAUUAGAUAUUUAGCCUCCUUAAGACAAUCAUUUUUGUACCAUAAAUAUAAGUAAUAUAUUUAAAUAUUGUGAUCUCCAUAAUAUUUAAAUUUUGAUUGUUUUUUUUAGAGCCAAAGCCUAAUUGAUACUUUGCCAGAAUUAUGUCCUUAUCUAUAUUAGCUAUAGUUUGUUGUGUAUGUGACAUAAUUGCACACAAAUGGGAUCCAGUCUAUUAAUUAUGCAACUUCAUAACUAUUACAUGCUUUAUUUGUAAACAAUUUUGCUAAUUGUGGGCUGUUUUGUGUAGAUUUAUGACAUAAUCCCACUUAAGUACAGUAUAUAUCAAUUCCAGUUUGUAACACAUGUAGAAAAAGGGGUGAAUACUUAUGUAGGGUGCUGUAGACAAUACAUAUAUGAUGCCCUGACAGAAUAUAUAUGAUGUCAUGCUUUAUUACAUUAAUUUAAUAUCAAUUAUUUACAUAGGACAAUGUCAUUUGCUGUUGAAUUGUUUAUGCAAUGCACAGUGAGCUAUCAGCAUUUACUACUUUUUUAUUAUACAACACUCGCAUACAAUCUAUAAAAUACCUCUUCUAAUAUAUCAAAAAUACUGUGUUAGUGUACCUGCUGACAGUCUAAUUAAAAUAGUCUCGUUUAUCUCAUUUAUCAGCACACUUCCUAACUGGCAUGCUGAUGAAUACUAAAUAUUGCAAAUGGACCACUGAGUUUAUAAUAUAUAAUUAUAUUAUAUAAUUAUUAUAUAAUAUAUUAUGUAAUUGGUAUAUAAUUUGAACAUUACGUACACUAUGUUUGCUUACUGACUUAGCUUCUUUUGUUGGUCGGCGUCUGUGCCGUAUAACAAAUCUACUUUAUUUAGCAAUUUAUUUAGGUAGUGCAAACUGGUCAACCAGUUGUUUUUUUACCUCAAGGGGGUGGUAUUUAUCAGUUAAUUCUGUGUUGUAUCAAGUAGUAGUGUAAAAGAUUCAGAUGUGAACACACCUCAGACAGAUAGGUAUUCCCACCUGGUACAUCUCAAAUGUGUCUUCAGUAUCUUCAGAUUUCAGAUCACAUUUCCUGACUAAAAGGGUUGACAGAUUUGCCAAAAGCAACUCAUUAUAACUCUAACUCUUCCAGAAACAAUCUCACUCUUAUAUUCCUCUUCAAACCUACAUCACUGUCAACAAUAAUGUAAAGAAAAGUAACAUGCAGCUCACACUACAAAUGUAAUGAUGUAAAUGUAAUAAAUAGCACACAUCCAAGUUAAUCUCUGCAAGAUCAUAAGCUGCAUAUGACCCUGUUCAGACCUGUGUUUAGUGUCGCCUGAGACAGAUAACAGUUAAUACCAGUUGUGAAAGAAGUCACAUUGUAGACCUUUUAUGUAGAUUCCCUUCAGUUUCUGGGACUGUUACAAUGUAUACAAUACAAUAUUACUGAUAUAUGGGACACUUCCCUGCAAGACCAGCAGAGGGCAACCCUGUACGUUUAAGUUAAAGUCUUCUUUGGUUCUAUAUUUUUUCCUUUUCUUUAUUUAUUGUGCUUUGCUUUUACUGAUUUAUCAUCUUAUUAAAGUUCCUGUUUUCACAA
Tachysurus vachellii is the source of this 4707-nucleotide messenger RNA. RefSeq names its product SH3 domain containing 21 (gene mnmip1). The record is from RefSeq and is a predicted model, not a curated record. The transcript has 17 exons. Lineage: Eukaryota; Metazoa; Chordata; Actinopteri; Siluriformes; Bagridae. Bases 187 to 1608 code for a protein of 473 amino acids. Gene Ontology annotation, molecular function: protein binding.